UCUCUCUUCGAAAAUCAGCUCUCUUUAUUCAUUCGCAGUCGACAAUGUUGGUGUAUCUUACGUCGAUAAUGAUGGGGACGAAGUUACACUCAGUUCCGAAGAGGAACUGCAGGACUUUUACAGAUCUUCCCAUCAGCACCGUGAGCUGAUCAAGUUCACCGUCCAGGACCUCAGCACCUUGAGAUCGUCCCACGAAGUCUCCCCCAGCGCCCGCUCCGCCACACCGCAGCAGUCGAACUUCCGCAACACUUUCGGAGGCCACGAAGCGUUGCCUAUGGUAUUUGAGGUAGAGGACGAGUGGCAGCGUCUUCAUGGUGACUUUGGACGCAUAUUCAUGCCUAGGCCUGGCUCUGAGAGCCCUCAUGCAUUCGUAGAGGUCCUUGAAAGUGACAUCAGUGCUUCGAAGGGCUCCAACCAGGACGACGACUCUGUGGCAGACCGUUCCUUGAUGUCUGACCUCAUAUUCAGUACUCCUCGUGAGGAUAAAGGGAAAGGGAAAGCUCAUUCUUUCAUGCAGCCUAGCGUCUCAGACGACGUCUCGUCCACAGGCUCUGUCAUUGCUGACGAUCUUCCUUCCAAACCACCCGUUCAUGUCUUCGAUAUGAAUGAUGACGGAAUAUUCGGGAAUACGAAGUCAUCCACUCCUCCCAGUGGGGCCGUUACUCCUGCCCAAGCAGAGAGUACACCUGUUAUCUCUUCCCAGAUUCCUCUGUCUCCCCAUGAAAAAGAUUCGAAUAGUGAGAAACUUGAGGCUGAAUCAUCGGAUUCUGCCCCCGAUCCUCCCCUUCCGGAUUUACCUCCUGCAGCCAGCAAUGUUUCUCUAUCCAACGAUAUUGCCACAGUGUUAAACACCAUCUCUGCUGUUGUUGCAUCGCACCCAGAGUUAUCAGAGGGUAUUCGUAACGUUGUCAACAAUGCUACCAAUGGGACGUACUGGUCUGCGCACCGUGAGGCCCUUUCUCGGGCGGCUGGGGAUUUUCAGCGUACCGCUGC
Messenger RNA from Serpula lacrymans var. lacrymans S7.9, 993 nucleotides. RefSeq lists its product as uncharacterized. The record is from RefSeq and is a predicted model, not a curated record. The annotation marks the transcript as partial. NCBI's taxonomy places the organism in Eukaryota, Fungi, Basidiomycota, Agaricomycetes, Boletales, Serpulaceae. The transcript has a single exon.